GUCGCAUUUUUCGAAUUACAGCUGGAAACGGACCUUCAUGAUGACAAUGGACCCGUUGAAAUCGGCCAUGUCCAUCGGGAAUGUGGAUGAGACAUCUCUUGCUUUACCAUCCGAUAAAAAACUUCGGUCCAAACAGCAGCGAGUCUUGGAUCAGGUGCAAACCAUCAAGAGGGGCAAGUCGAAGUACAGUAAAAAUGGAUCUGUGUCGUCGCCACCGACAUCCCCAACGAGUCCUGUGUACAUCAACAUAUUCGCUGACUCCUUUAAGUCACCUACCAGUCUCAAUGGAGGGGCCUUCUUUAAUGGUACAAAUGGCCUCUCAAAAACGCAUUUACUCAAUUACUUCGUCCUGCAGCUCAGCUAUGAGAAAAGCACCAAGCGAAGGGUCGUGGCCUCCAAGGAAUCUAUGGUCCAGAGGAACAUGAGCAGCUCCAGCCAGUGGGAGAGACGAUUCCCUCUCAGCCCCACCAUAGGCAAGCACAACAGCAGCCGCAGUCAGCAGCAACAGCAGUCCUCGGCCCCUGCCCGGCAGCUCCAGCCCAACAGGUCCAGCGUCUUCCUGUCCGAGAGGAACAGCAGUCAGGUCAUCUCCAAUGGCAACAGCUCCUCUCAGGUCGCUGUCAAAGGUAAUGGGGUGCAGAAAAGGACCAGCCAGUUGAUUGGCACGCGUCAGACGAAAAGUAGUGGCCAGAUUACCAGCAGCCAAGGUCGUAUUGAGAGGGCACCCUCUAACCUCUCCGUGGCCGAGUCCAAGAUAUCAGGGAUGAAGAGCAAGGGUGAAGCGGGGAUUAAUGGUAAUGGUCAGAUAGCUGAUAUAACCAUGAAGGAGGCGGUGGAGUACCUGUCCAGUGGAGAUGAGAACUACCAGCUCUGUGGAGCCUCCGUCAUCCAACACGCGACCUACUCAGAGGACAAGGCCAAGCAGGAGGUGUUGCGGCUCAAAGGGAUCCCCCCUUUGGUGAACCUGCUUAGGAGUCCCAGUCCCCAGGUCCAACAGACUGCCUCCGCCACCCUGCGGAACUUGGCCUUUAAAGAUGCAGACAACAAGGAGGAGGUCCAGCGCUGUGGGGGCAUCACUGAGGCACUGGCCCUGCUCCGAGACACAGACUCUACUGAGACACAGAAACAACUCACAGGUCUCCUUUGGAACCUGUCAUCUGCAGACAGUCUGAAGCCAGAGCUGGUGCGUAGUGCUCUGCCUGUCCUGACUGAGACUGUGGUAGUACCAUACACUGGAGAUGAGACAAACAGCAACCAGGACCCAGAGGUCUUCUACCAUGCUACGGCAUGUCUACGAAACCUGAGCUGUGCGACUCAAGGCAACAGGCAGGCCAUGCGUAACUGUCGAGGCCUCGUCGACUCUCUGGUCAGUUACGUCCAGCGCUGUGUGGCUGCAGAGAGGCCAGAUGACAAGUCUGUGGAAAAUUGUGUGUGUGUCUUGCACAACCUGAGCUUCCAGCUGGAGAGUGAAGCCCCUGCCCUCUUCAGCAGGAUCACUGCCCUGGCCAGGACACCCAGCAGGGCCAACACCCCCAGUGAGACCGGCCCCAUUGGGUGCUUCAGCCCACAGAGCAGCAAGGUCCAGGAGCAGGAGAGUCACUUUGACUACCCUGUGAUGGAGGAGCAGAACCCUAAAGGAGCAGGCUGGCUCUUCCACUCCAAGACCAUGCAGAGUUACUUGUCUCUGCUGGGGUCCAGCCAGAGAGAAGAGACCCUGGAGGCCUGCUCUGGAGCCCUGCAGAACCUCACUGCUAACCAAGGCAUUGUGUCUAGUGUGAUGAGCCAGAGCAUCGUGCAGAAGCUGAACGGCCUGCCUCACAUCUCUCCCCUGCUGCAAUCCUCCAACCCCAGCCUCCAGAAAACUGCUGUGUCUCUGGUAGGGAACCUGGCCAAGAACCAACGCCUUCAGAGCACCAUGGCCCGACAGACCCUACCGGAGCUAGUUGGCAUCCUCAGCUCAUGGACCAAGAAAGAGACAGAGUUUGAUUACACCCUGGCCAUGGCGUGCCAAACCAGCCACAGUCUGCUAAUGAAGGAGCCUGAGCUGGGGAAACCCCUGCUGACCAACAAGCUGGUCAACUCAGUUAACGACCUGAGCAAGAACAGGGGUUUCCCAAAGGCCAGCAAAGCUGCAGGUGUGCUCCUCUACAGCCUCUGGUCAGAGAAGGACGUACAGAGUUUCCUAAAAAAGCAAGGGAUGAAUAAGGGUUCCUUUGUGAAUGACAUCACCAGCGCGGCUCACCGGUCUGUGCAGGUCAUUGAGUAA
Salvelinus namaycush (lake trout) is the source of this 2266-nucleotide messenger RNA. It is a transcript of the gene pkp1b, whose product is annotated as plakophilin 1b. Bases 38 to 2266 code for a protein of 742 amino acids. Lineage: Eukaryota; Metazoa; Chordata; Actinopteri; Salmoniformes; Salmonidae. The transcript has 14 exons. Gene Ontology annotation, biological process: cell-cell adhesion; cell-cell junction assembly; intermediate filament bundle assembly. Gene Ontology annotation, molecular function: cadherin binding. Gene Ontology annotation, cellular component: adherens junction; cytoplasm; nucleus. The record is from RefSeq and is a predicted model, not a curated record.